This is a messenger RNA of Coregonus sp. 'balchen', 5765 nucleotides long. NCBI's taxonomy places the organism in Eukaryota, Metazoa, Chordata, Actinopteri, Salmoniformes, Salmonidae. The record is from the annotation of a GenBank genome assembly.
AUGUCCCAGGUGGAGGCUGAGUGCCAGCAGGUGGCGGAGCAAGCCGUGAGGCGGGAGGAGGAGCUGAGUGGCCGAGUCAGUGCCCUGGAGAAGGGUGGCCGGCAGGCCGACGGCCAGAUCAAGGACCUGAAGGAGACCAUCUUUGAGCUGGAGGACCAGGUGGAGCAGCAGAGGGCCGUCCACCUCCACACCAACCAGACCAUCCUGGACCUAGAGAGUACGUUCACUAGUGUAUAUAUCACCAGUCUACUACUGUACUACCUUACCUCCUCCAUCCUGGACCUGGAGAGUACAACUGUCAUCAACCUAACUUUUACUUGUUACAGGAGCACAGCACUCCUAAUCACAUAAGGCCCAGAUUAAGCCAACACCUGCACUAAAUAGCAGGAAUAGGCUUAUUCAGUGUAUAUCACCACUGUGGGAAGCUCUGUGAGUCCAUCAGGCAGGUCUCUCAGCUGGGGCUGACAGAUGCGAGCAGCUGUCUGAGGCACCAGAUCUAUGGCUGGGCUCCACUACACUGACAUACAGAUAUCUGAGUGUUGGCCUGACAGGGCUCUCCACUGAUUCACUGUGACCCUACAGGCUUGUUAGAUGUAGAGAACUAUUAAAGGCUCUCUCCCACUGAGCCCUUAAUGCUGGGAUGACAUGCAGAUUGUCUCCCCACCAGAAGCCUCAGCACAGCAGACACACAGACAGACACAGGCAAUUCUGUCCAACUUCAACUGCACACUGUUUUAUUACGAGCACAUCUGUCUCUAUCCUACAGACCUGUUUGUGCAGUUGGUUAAAGCAAUGCUAUAACUAAAUAUGUGUAGCGGUAUGCAUUGUUUGAGUCCUUUUAUUUGGUUAGUGGUGAGGCUCGCGACACAUGGAUUAAGUAUGAGUUAUGGAUAUAGCAAUGCAGAUUUAACCGAUAGCAGGCUCAUAAUAACCAUAUAAAUUAGCCCUGUAGUACCACCAGUAAAAGAGGUUAGAUUUACUGUAUAUAUUUAUCAGCCUAAGAAAUGGCUGCAGCUCCUCCAGUUAUGAUAUGCGCCUCUCGCAGAUGUAUUCUGUGGUUGAUGUUUUCAAAGUAAUGACAUAUUUCUCUUUCUUUACAGACCAACUCAAGAAGCUGGAGGAGCAGAAGGCUGAAGUGGAGAGGCAGCUGAAGAUCUUGAGUAAACAAAUGAAGGUAGUGAUCUGACUGUUAGUGGUUUUAUACUUUCAGGUGGUUUGCUGUUGGUCAAGAUGGUAAAGGUUUGUGACUGCUAUGAUGCAAAGAGAAUCACAAUCCUCAUAUGGUAUAUACUGUGUGUGUGUGUGUAUCUGUGUGUGUGUGUAUCUGUGUGUGUGUGUGUGUGUGUGUGUGUGUGUGUGUGUGUGUGUGUGUGUGUGUGUGUGUGUGUGUGUGUGUGUGUGUGUGCAUUUGUGUGUGUGUGUGCGUAUUUAUGUGUGUUUGUGUUCAGGACGAGACGGAGGAGUGGCGGCGGUUCCAGGCAGACCUCCAGACAGCCGUAGUGGUGGCCAACGACAUCAAGGUGGAGGCCCAGCAGGAGAUCCGCUCUCUGAGGAGGAGGUUACAGGAGGAGCAGGGGCGCAGCGCCAAGCUCUCCUCAGACCUGGAGCAGCUGCAGGGAGUCAGGUACGUACCGUAUGGCUGGGAGGGUUUAGUACCUACAGCAGUACUAUUCAAUUAUGGUCCUGGAGGGCCAAAACACUUCUGGUUUUUGUUUCUACCUGAAUGUACUCAUCUGAUGUUCCAGGUCUAAAUCAGCCCCUGAUGAGAUGGGAAGAAUGUAACCCAGAAGUGUAAUUGGCCUUAAGGGGCCCAAUUUGAAUAGCCCUGACCUACAGUAUACCUUCCCUACUCCUCCCUCUGUCUCUAUCCAACAUCCAACCUCCUCUCCCUUCCCCUAGCCCUUCCUCUCUCGCUCCCUCUCAGCACUGGGCCUCUCUCUAUCCUAGCUAACACACUCUGUCCUGGAGCUGCUGCUACUCUAGGGCUUGCCAUAUCCCACCGAUGGUAUAAGUGUUCAAUAUAGUAGUCAGUAUCAUAUAGGAUGCAGUGUGGGAGGCUAUAGGGAGCCGAGAUGGAAGGAACCAUUUGUAUUUCAAUACGCCAUUAAUCGGUUCCUUUUAAAAUAUUUUAAGAGGCUUCCCCAAAAAUUCUGAUUUGACCUCACGGUAGCUUAUGAUGUUCAGCAUUGUUUGUGUGGGGGAUGCAUUGAAACGAGGUGAUGCUAGCUGCCAAUUAGGAUAUGAUUCACCAUUAAGUCCAAUAAUAAUAUUUUAAUAUCCAAAUCCUUGGAUUCUCAAGCCUCAAAUUCUGGGAUUUUGGGGGGCUUAAAAUCCUGGGCUUUGGCAAACCUUGCUAAUAGAGGAUUGGCAGGCGGUCUCCUCUCAUGCAUUAUCUUGGUCUGUCCAUCUGGUUGCUGCUGCAAUACUCUGACUGCUCUAUCUGUCUGUCUACCACUCACCACCACCGAUUGUAACACACUGGACUAGCAGUGGACCCUAGCAUUUCACUGAGACAAGCUGUUUUAUCGGAGUAGUGUAGCACUAAUAUAGUGGCUUAAGCUCUGCCUAGAAAUGCUGCUGCCCAGACUGCACUGACAGAAGCACUAAACUUUUUGAGUCGGUUCUCUUCAAAAUAUAAAAUGAGACAGACACUUUAGCAUCAUUCCUCUGUUUUGUUUUGUUUCAUGUGGCUACCUGUAUACCAUGGUCUGUGCUGCCAGGGACAUGAUUGGUUGGUGUGUUGAUGAAAAGCUUAGCCUAUUGGUCCUGUGUCUUGUGUGCAGUGACAAUGACAGUAUGAUGAGAGGCAAAUUAGGCCAGUAUUGUUAAUAUUACAGAGCUCAUCAGUUAGUUUGUAAUAUAGCUUGCCUGACAUAAAACAUGUAAACGUGUAAAUUAGAACGUAAAGAAGAAUGCGGUACUUUACUUUACUUUCCCCUGUACGUGCCUGGGACAAACCAGACCAGAAGCUCCCCUCCUCCCUGAGAUCAUUCGUUCUCUCAAGGAUGUCCCCCUCUCAGACAUGGCUCCUUAUAGAAAGCCCAGGUGAGUCCACUGCACUGCACUGCCAGCUCAGUGAAUGCUGCCUUUAGAGGGAAUGCUACUGCUGAUUUUCCUUCCUACUGCUUCCUGCUGCUUCCUACUGAUUGUCUGUCUGACUGGCUGGCAGCUGCACAAACUGUAUAUCAGCUGCCUGUGUCCUUUCAUUUGGGUGGGCUGGGGUUUGCUUUGCUUAAUUUCUACCAAAAGAAACUGCUACUAAAAUGUUAUUUUGGUACUUGGCGCCACCUGCUGUUCUGUUGAAUCAAUCCUUUACCUAGCCUCUCGGUUCCUCUGGAGAAUUGUCAAGUAGUAUGACACGGCAUGACUGAUUUGUACUCAUGCUACCAUCUGCUUUAUUAAAUAAACAACAUUUGGUCUGUAUAGAAUUGUAUACAUGUAGACAGAACUCAGGACAGAUUUUAUUUCAUUAGCCAGCUAAGAGACACAUGGAGACAGAGAGAGGGACAGACAGAGGAAAAGCCUCUAUUGCUAUAGUGACUUUAGAGAAAGAAACCACUCUGGUUGUGCUACAUACAGUAUACAUGUGCAGUUGGGGUCUUAAACAAAUUACAGGUAGACAAGUACAUGGCUUUUUAUGAGGGUAUAUUCUCUAUUUAUUUCAACUCAUGUUGUCUCUGGUUUCGGUCUUGUUUUUCAGACUUGGGGCUGGAGCCAGUUUUGAUACUAAGACUGCAGUAGAGGGGCGGUAGAAAAGUCAAACCACAUCACAUCGGGACUCUCUGAAGACAGACUGACAGUAUUAUUGUAAAGAGUUGCUUUGAUCAGUAUUACCAUAAAAACUGAUAUGUGGUAUGUAAUUCUGAUGGGUUUAUUAGCAAGGUUGGUGACCGGUGCAUAUACAAUAUGAGCCCCAGACAGAGUCAGACUGUCGUUUACAGUUAAUCCAAUCUGUUGUGAAACAGCACUUGGCUGCCAAAUUAACACAUAUUUGUUCGUGAAAUCUUUCUAAAAUGCUGUACACCUUUUUAUCUGUGUUGUUUGCAGUGUUUUCUGUGGUAUUUGUGUUUAUGAAUCUCUCCUCUCUGGCGGUCAAGAGAGGGGACUGAUCAUAAGAUAGGAGGGGUUUCUGUUACUGAUUCCUAUUUGCUUUUGUGCCUUUUAGACACUUAAAUUGCCUCAGUGGUGAAUAUUCACUUACUCAAUGUGUUGUUAAAGAAGAGUCAUUGAUUUGUUAAGAAAACAAAUGAUGAGAAUUAGACACAUUUUUUGUUCAGUUCUCUGAAGGUUGACUGAAGCACAAACAGUCUGUUUAUCAGCUGUAUGCUGACAGUUAUCAUUAUGAGUCAGAUAUAUUUUUUCUGUUAGGUUUCAUUACGUUUCAGGCCAAGUGCAAGUUUAAAAAGCCAAACAGAAAAGCUUUUCAAGUUAUUUUUGUUGAUCAGAGCUGGUUUUAUUGGUCUUUUGGUUUAUAAUUGUUCUAAUACGUUUCCUAGCAGUUCUGCAUCUGUGGUUAUUAUUACGAUCCGUUUCUUAUAACUGACCGUUUGGAAUAUCUGUUACUUCAAAAAGUGCUUGGAUGAUAUUUACGUUUUUUUAUGGUAAUAAUCAACAAUCAGUUCACUUUAAGUUUCAAGUCUUUGAGAGUAUUGAUGGCUACUUAGAUGUAGUCAUGUACUGUAGUUGGAUAUUUGGUAUUUCAUUUGCACCUUGUGUUAAAAAUGUAUAUCAGAUAAUGUGGUGUGAUAAUUUACCACUAGAUGGCGUUAUUUACCAGACAUCAAGAACGGCAAAACAUCAAUAACCUGCACUGGUCAGUAGUCCUACAUUGUGUGUAUGUAUAGUCACCGAGCUACAGUUGAAGUCCAGCUCACCAGUUUGAGUUCUGCCUACAGACAACAACACUGAACCACAGACAGUAUAUUAUUACAUUAUCACUGGUCAUUAUCACGUUAUCACUAAUAAUGUUCACACAGGAAGGCCACUGUGAAUUUAAGCCAUAAGGGUAAUCAACUGCUGAUCACUGCCCAAUUCAAUCAGCCCUCACUGCCUCAGAUUUACAGCCGUGCCUAAAACUCAUUAUGAACUGGCUUAACUCAUCAAAAUGUCAAAAUCAUUGUCAAAAUGUUCUUUAGUUCUGUAGGCCAUAAUGUUCCACUCUGAACUUCAGCGCGCUAAAAGCAUUGUGAAUUUUUUAUCACUCAUUCUGAAGUAUUUCUAAUGCAACCCCAUCAGGUCAAAUAAAAAGCCUCUCAUUUUUGAUGACUGCUUCAGGGUAGACGUCAGAUCAUUGAAGUGAUGCUGGCGUCAUGACACCCAUUAGAAGUGUAUAAUGACCAACUGCCACCCUGUAAACCUCAGGUUAUAAUGAUUAUUAUUACCUAGUAACAGGACUAUUCAGUAGAUGCAGUCAUACAAAAGCCAUAGUAUUCGACCAGAGACAGAUAGACGUGCUGGUUAAGUUUAACUUUGAGUACUAUCGAUAUUGCCAAAAAAGGCCACCUCAUCAUAAGACAUAUGGUGGUAACUGUGUGUUGAUUAACUUUUAUCUUCCUUUGAUUAAAAGCCAUGCUCAACAGUUCAACAAGUGAAUGUGCAACAGUUGAUUUAUUAUUUUAGUUGAAAUCUUAUUGAGAGUUGGACUCCGGUUUUAAUACCUGUGACAUACAAUACUGUUUAUCUAGAGAAAUAGUCAAUAUAAGGUGUUUGUCUGUCUGUUUAUUUUGUAUUUGUUCAAUGGAAAGUCAAUAAAUGAAAUGACUCUA